ACAUUUUUAUAAAAUUUUACUAUUUAAAAAAAAUCACCUAAUUUUUUUGAAUGAUUUUUUUUUAAUAAAUUAAUCACCUAAUUAUUUUUUUUUUGAAGAAGCAAUCACCUAAUUAUUUUAGUUCAUGAAGAAACAAAAAUCAUUUUAGUUUAUGAAGAAACAAAAAUCACGUAACUAAAUACAGUUGUUAUACACUCGUGCCAUUAUUGUUCUAGUUCCUUCCUUUUUCCCUCAAACCAACAACCAUCACUGAUUUUAUCGUACCAGAUUCUUUCCUUUUCUCCAUUUACUUCAUAAACCAGCAACCAACACCUGGCGCACGAUAGCACCUUCUCUUCCGUUUCCCCGCCGUUUAACGGUUACGUUUCCGUUUCACCACCGUCUCUUUCAUUCCGUUUCAAAACCAAACAACUAAACUCUCUCAGAUUUCUCUCUCUCUCAUCUGAAUCACACACAGAGAUUCCAAAAGAGAAAAAGAGAGCUCUGUGAUAGAUCGGAGCUCUCUGUUCAUCGGCUGAUUCGGCAAGCUGUCCGGUGAAAUUUUGGCAUGUGGGGGCAUCACCGUGAAAAUUCCUUUAUGUACAAACGCACUCCUUCAAGAGAUAAUUCAAACAUGGAAGAAGACGUGGAAGAAAACUCAGAUCUUUUGGACAUUUCCAUGGAUAAGGAAACCUCAAAUCCUUCAUGGAAGCUUUCUUUACCACACGUACUUGUGGCAACCAUUUCUUCAUUCCUAUUUGGAUACCAUCUCGGAGUAGUUAAUGAACCACUGGAGAGCAUUUCUGUGGAUCUUGGAUUCAAUGGAAAUACCUUGGCAGAAGGUCUGGUGGUGAGCAUAUGUCUCGGUGGUGCCUUGUUUGGAUGUUUACUUAGUGGCUGGAUUGCUGAUGCGGUAGGGCGACGCAGGGCUUUCCAGUUGUGUGCUUUGCCAAUGAUAAUUGGUGCUUCAAUGAGUGCAGCAACAAACAACUUGUUUGGGAUGCUUGUAGGAAGGUUAUUUGUUGGGACUGGCCUGGGCUUGGGCCCUCCUGUUGCUGCUCUGUAUGUGACAGAGGUUUCUCCCGCUUUUGUGCGUGGUACCUAUGGGGCCUUAAUCCAGAUUGCAACUUGCUUUGGUAUAUUGGGCUCAUUAUUUAUUGGAAUCCCUGUCAAAGAAAUUUCUGGAUGGUGGCGUGUUUGUUUCUGGGUAUCUACCAUACCUGCAGCUAUACUUGCUCUUGCUAUGGUCUUCUGUGCAGAGAGUCCACAUUGGUUAUACAAGCAAGGAAGAACUGCUGAAGCAGAAGUUGAGUUUGAAAGGCUUCUUGGUGUAUCCGAAGCAAAAUUUGCGAUGUCACAGUUAUCCAAGGUAGAUAGAGGAGACGAUACUGAUACUGUGAAGUUCUCUGAAUUGCUUCAUGGUCAUCAUUCUAAAGUUGUUUUUAUUGGAUCAACCCUAUUUGCUUUACAACAGCUAUCUGGUAUAAACGCUGUGUUUUAUUUCUCUUCAACUGUUUUUAAAAGUGCUGGAGUGCCAUCGGAUUUUGCAAAUGUCUGCAUAGGAAUUGCAAAUUUGACAGGAUCUAUCAUUUCGACGGGUUUGAUGGAUAAACUUGGAAGGAAGGUUCUACUCUUUUGGAGUUUCUUUGGCAUGGCGAUAUCAAUGAUCAUUCAAGCUGCAGGAGCAAGUUCACUUUUGCCAAAUGUGGGAGCUCUAUACUUAUCUGUUGGUGGCAUGCUACUGUUCGUCUUUACGUUCGCUCUCGGAGCUGGCCCGGUUCCAGGUUUACUUCUAACCGAAAUCUUUCCUAGUCGAAUCAGAGCCAAAGCCAUGGCAUUCUGUAUGUCCGUGCAUUGGGUCAUAAAUUUCUUUGUUGGGUUACUGUUCUUGCGUUUACUGGAGAAACUUGGUCCGCAACUUCUUUACUCAAUGUUUGCUACAUUCUGUAUCAUGGCAGUAGUUUUUGUAAAAAGAAACGUGGUGGAAACCAAAGGAAAAUCACUUCAAGAAAUUGAAAUCGCACUUCUUCCCCAAGAAUAGAGCUUCUUACAAAGUUCCAUUCACUGGCAAUAGUUUUGCAUAAUCUGGUCUAUCAUCAGUUUAACUAUGAACACAUUGCAUCUUGGUAUACCCUUAAUAGUACACAAGGAGAUGCUCAAGGUAGGAACUAUGUAUUGUUUUAGUGUAACAUUAGGACAAAUAGGCUCAGUAUAUUGAUACUCUAGCAUCUCAUGUUUGGGUUCAGUGAUUCCAUGUCCGCGUUCAUGGAUAGAGAAAUCUGUACAACGAGAAAAAUAAUGUGGGAAAUUUAUCUUUCCCGUAAUAUUUGUCAACACAUACUGUAUGUAUUGUGUAAUAUAAUACUAUGUCUAGGACUGUAAUUGCUUGAAUUUUGUUUCAAAAUGUUGCUUUAAAAUCUUGUAAUAUUGUAAUUCUCAAAGUACUAUUGAGCUAAUUCGGUAGAGUAAGGCAACAAAACCACAUUAUUUAGUGGAUUGGUUGUCCUUGCCAUAAGAUAUAAAAGAGAAAGAUCUACUUGAA
This is a messenger RNA of Trifolium pratense (red clover), 2521 nucleotides long. RefSeq names its product probable plastidic glucose transporter 2. Gene Ontology annotation, molecular function: hexose transmembrane transporter activity. The record is from RefSeq and is a predicted model, not a curated record. The transcript is spliced from 14 exons. NCBI's taxonomy places the organism in Eukaryota, Viridiplantae, Streptophyta, Magnoliopsida, Fabales, Fabaceae. Gene Ontology annotation, biological process: monosaccharide transmembrane transport. Gene Ontology annotation, cellular component: membrane. Bases 548 to 2020 code for a protein of 490 amino acids.